Molecule: messenger RNA, 1989 nt
Organism: Acaromyces ingoldii
Lineage: Eukaryota; Fungi; Basidiomycota; Exobasidiomycetes; Exobasidiales; Cryptobasidiaceae
Exons: 2
Source: RefSeq, a predicted model, not a curated record
CCCCGCUACUACUUUUUAUUACUACUACGACGUCUCUGCACUGAUCACGCGAGGCGCCGCUCAUCCCGGCCUCUCCGUCAUGCUGUGCUCCAUCGCCCUCGUAUCGUAGCUGGACCCAUUGCACACACGCGUGGGAGGACUACACAUAUCAAAGCACCCCAGCAUGAGGCACCAGAAGCACGGCGCGACAACGACGACGAUCCAAGGUGAACCGGCCGCGAUGAGGACCGGCGGGGGGUCACGAGGCGCGAAAGGGCCAGCUUCAGCGGCGGCUUCAGCGGCGGCUUCAGCGGCGACUUCCGCAGCGGCCGCAUCGCUGCCCAUCGACAUCCUCCUCCUGAUCCUCGGCCACCUAUGCCGCAUCUCGCCGAGCUGUGCCGUCAAGGCGCUCCUCGUCUCGCCCUCGCUAUCCCCGCUCGUCGAGGCCGACGUCUAUGGCACCGUGUCGCUGAUGAGCGUCGCCGGCCUCGUCUCCUUUGAGGCGCUCCUCCGCCAGCGGCCCGAGCUUGGCCGCCGCGUGACGAGCCUCUGGAUCGCGCCGUGCCGCCAGAGCAGCGACCUCAUCACCAUCCUCGCCCCCAUCCACACCGGCCGCUCCUCCGAGGCCAACCAGGCGCGUGUGCAGGCGCUGGCCAAGUCUGUCCUCAGGGCCUGCCGCCGCCUCCGCCACCUCGCCCUCGACGGCGGCUUCCUCACCCCGCAGGCCGCAGAGGCAUUCGGCACGCCCUGCAAGCCAGCCACGCUCCUCUGCGUCAAUGCCCACAGCUUCCUCGGCCACUUUUCCGCCCCCAUCUUUCGCACCGUCAACCGGCUCGAGGUCGUCGACACCACGCUGGCCGUCGAGGAGGUCGACGAGAUCCGGCAGAUGCCCGCCCUCCGCCACUUUCUGUGGACCUCGCCGCGGGCCCAGUCGGACGUCAGCCGCGACGUCUCGGUCCUCCUCCGCAUCGUCUCGCCACGCACCAAUGCCUCGGCUGCAAAUGCCGCUGCUGCUGGUGCUGCUGCUGCUGGGGCCGGCGCUGACGGCGUGCUUGCCUUGCCGCCACCCGAGAGGACACGGGUCAACGACCGGCUGACGACGAUAUGCACCGCGACGUCGCAGGCGCGCGCCGCCAGCCUCGCCUCUUCCUUCCGAAAGGCCAUCUCGGGCACCAUGUCGUCGCUGCCCUCUGCAUCGGCGAUGCCGACUCCGACAACCUACCAUGCCUACCUGGCCCAGCAGCAGCAGCACAGGCCCGACUAUGUCGACUCGGGCGCCGCAGAGAGCAACAUGGUCCAUGUCGCCAGCGGCGUCCAGCUCCAGACGAGGGCGCUCCACUCUCUCGCCUCCAUCCGACUCGGUCAACACUCCUCGACGCCGACGUCCUCGUCUUCCCUGACGGCUUCGCUCCGCAAGCUCGCGCUUGCCAAGGGCGGCAGCACAGGUGCAGCAAACGAAAAGCAAGACGCAGGAGACGAGGAGGAAGGGGAGGGCGAUGAAGGAGAAGAGGAAGAAGGUGAAGAAGAAGAAGAGGAGGAGGAAGAGGAGGAAGACGACGAAAUCGUCGUCGAAGAGUGGGAAGCACUGCGCGACGUCGUGUGCCAGCGCAAGAAUUCCCCUGCUCCCCUGACCUACCAGCCUCGCUACACUGGCCAGGGCGGGCCGACGACGUACAACCACCCAACCUAUGGCUCGUCGAUGUGGGCGAGCGACAUCAUCAGCGGAGAGAGCAGCGCCAACACGACGAAUGCCACCACGACGAGGUCCAGCUCGCCCCCGGCCACGACUGAAAUCGACGGCGGGCGCGCCCUCGAGAGAGUCUGGAUCCGAUGGAGGUCACAGAUCGAAUCUGGAUACCUCGACUCGUGCAUUGCUUAACUGCGUUGCACUCUUGCUUCACACACACACACACCUGUUGUCCCGCUCUCUUUCUCCCGGUUCCAGCCUCAUUCUUUCCCUGCCCCUUGUGUAUUCUAUAUAUAAUUAGACAAUUGCAACAUCAGACUGUC